AUAUGUGUAGUUAGUUAAAAUAAAUUGUACAGUAGUAAGAUUUGUUACAGUAAUUUCAGUGUCCGAUUAACUUUCCUGAAAUAUAUGCAAUGACCAUAGUUUCCUACCACAAACGUUGCCACGCACAACAUCCUCAUCCAUCUUCAGAGUCAGAAUUGCACACUUAAGAUGACACCUGUCUAAGCAAACUUAGGAGAACCAUGAAAAAAUAACUGCCACAAAUUUAUUUUUUUUGUUUUUGAAUAAUAAUAACUUUCACCAUGCAACUACUAUAUGUGAAGUGUAUAGUUAUAUCACUAAUGUCACACUCAACCUACCUUGCUACUUUCUAUAAUCUGCUGACUUAUUCUUCACCACCUUUGUUGUGUUGUGCUGUGUUAGCCAACAUUAUUAAUUCAGUACUGAAUCUUCAUUUUAUUUUGUUGAUUCCUUUCUCAUUAAUGGAAUUUGUCUUUCUUGAUCUUGGAUGAUUUUGCUGUACCAGCAACGUUUAAUUGGGGGUGGGGGGAUUCUACAUUCUUGGUUUUGGUAAGAUCGUUAAACCUCUUUUUUUUUUCUUCAAAUCUUAUAUAUCUUGUAUGAUUUGGAGACAAACAUAUAAUGAGAAGGGUAGUGUACUAUGAAGCACAGACACGGACACGAUACUGACAAUGACAUGUAGACACGGAUAAAAUUUAAGAAAAUGACAUAAUUCAAUGUAUCAUAAGUGUCGUGUUGGUGUCAGACACCGAGGUGUGUUUUGACAAUGGGACACACUUAAUCCGAGGAGUGUUUGUGUUUCAUAGGUAGUGUGUAUCAUUGAUGCACUUAUAUGAUAAGCCCUCAUUGUCAUUGUUGAAAUGUUCUGAAUACAUGUGUAGCUUAUUUUUGUUUGUGUUUAAUAACUAUGAAUUGAAACAUUGAUAGUAUAACAAAGUUUAUGAUUAUAUCAUGGUGUAAGUGCAUAGUGGUUAAACUCAUUAUGUUUACAUUUAAUUUCAAAUGAAAAAGGGUGUUAUUCUUAUUUGUGUCAUGAUGCUUUGAUUUCGUUGGUUGCUUUACUUGAAAUGGCUAAGGAUAAGGAGCAAAGCUGUUCACAUAACAAAAGUUGUACCAUUCCGCCCCGUUCUAUUCCAUUCCAGGUAGCUGUGUUAAGAGUUUUGUUUAGUUAUAGCAUGAAUAAUAUCAGUGAUAUUUAUUAUAGGAGCAUUUAUGGAAGCUCUAUGUGAGUUUUGUCGGGUUGUAAGAGCUAUGGUUUACUGCAAGCCAGAUUCUGCUCGUCUUUGCUUCCAUUGCGAUGGGAUUGUACACUCUGCAAAUUCUUUGUCUCGCAGGCAUCCCCGCUCACUCCUCUGUGAUAAGUGUCAUUUCGACUCAGCAAUCGUGCGCUGCGUCGAAAAUAAACUAUCUCUUUGUCAAGUUUGUGAUUGGAAUACUAAUGACUGUUUUGUAUUGGGACAUAAACAUGUGCUACUCACUUUCUAUACUGGUUGUCCCUCUUUGGCAGAGUUAACUAAAAUUUGGCCACAUUUGGUUGAUGCAAAUUCAUCAAAUGCUUCUUGGGAAUCGCCAAGUACUAGUACUUUGCCUAAAAUUGAAAGCAACACCGGUUGUGAUCAGCAUUUGGAGCAGCAACCUGAAAAGAUUGGCUUCGUUGGUUUAGCGAACGAGAAGCUGGAUGAAGAACAACCGUGUGUCAAAUAUGAACCUUGGAUUGAGAAAUCUCCUAUCCUUCAAUCAAAUUCAAACUGCACACAAUACUGCAAAGAUCAAGCAUUUUCAUUUAAUCAAGACUCAAACCAACCAAAGCUUCAAGGAUGCCUUGAUGUCAAGGAUCUUGUAAUUCAUGAGGGGACUAGUCUCUGUGAAGGUCUCAAUGUGGAUGAUGUUCAAUUAAACUUUGAAAAUGCUGAUGAAAUAUUUGACUGCUCUCAAAGUGCCACAAAAUUCAACCAUGAAGAUGGAGGAAUAGAAUGUCUAUUAAUGGAUAAAAACAUUCCAGUCACAAAAUGUAGCAGUCUCAUUGGGACUGCAGUAGAGGCUUCUUCAUCAGUUCAACAAGAUUGUGUGAUUUUUCCAUCAUCAGGGGCUGGUGGAUCAACAAGUGCGAUGCAGGCCAUCAACAAUAAUGCAAAUUGUGCACUUAUGACUCCUAGCUGCAACAGAAGCAUGCCUCUAGGAUUUCCUCAGAGUCAAAUUCAUUCAGGCAUACCAAUUCAAUUACCUAACAUUAAUGGUGAAAGCAAUGUUACAGAACUUCUAGAUUGUAGUUUACCUCCAGUCUUUCAUCCUGGUGAAUCCACAUGGGAAUCAAAUUUGGAGGGUACAUGCCCUCAAGCAAGGGAUAAAGCCAAAAUGAGAUACCAAGAGAAAAAGAAAACCCGAACGUUUGGUAAGCAAAUAAGAUAUGCGUCUCGCAAAGCUAGGGCUGAUACAAGAAAACGUGUGAAAGGUAGAUUUGUUAAAGCAGGCGAAGCAUAUGAUUAUGAUCCUAAAUUGAGUGACAUCUAAACAUUAUCAACAGUCACAAAAUUUUCCUUGCAAGAUAUGAUUUUGAUGACCUAUAUACUCUUUCCUACUUGCAGAGAAGAUGGGAGUCAACGACGAUCCUCCCUGGACUUUAACAGGUUAGAAUGUGUGACUCUCUGAGCUAAUGAGGAAGAAAAAGGUGAACUGGUGUUUGAUAAAGCAACUAUAGUCGACUCCUUUUCUGCUUUUAGUUUGGCCAUUCCUCAGGAAAGAUAAACCUUAGACCUUAAAAAACAAUACCUUCUCAUUAUCUUAAGAUAUUGUCCAAGAACAGAGAACCUUACAUUGGAUUAGUGAGCAAUGUCAACUGUGGAUUGAGAUACUGUUGUUCUUGAGUUACUCGCUCGAAGGUGUCACUUUCCCCCUGCAGCAACUGUAUGCAUUUUUUGACAACCUUUUAUACUGCCUCAAUUAUUUCAUUUAUUAUUAGAAAUAGUUUAUUCGUAAUCGUACAAACAUUUCUUAAAUUUUAAAUUUUAGUUACUAUGCAUUUAUACUUCAUCAAUUAUUUCAUUUAUUUGAUUGCUCCACUUUACUCAUAAUUGUAUAAACAUUGUUUCAUUUCC
Molecule: messenger RNA, 3074 nt
Organism: Trifolium pratense (red clover)
Lineage: Eukaryota; Viridiplantae; Streptophyta; Magnoliopsida; Fabales; Fabaceae
Product: putative zinc finger protein CONSTANS-LIKE 11
Exons: 5
Coding region: 1192-2490 (432 amino acids)
Molecular function (GO): zinc ion binding; protein binding
Source: RefSeq, a predicted model, not a curated record